Nicotiana tabacum (common tobacco) is the source of this 987-nucleotide messenger RNA. Its product is annotated as nicotinamidase 2. The record is from RefSeq and is a predicted model, not a curated record. Lineage: Eukaryota; Viridiplantae; Streptophyta; Magnoliopsida; Solanales; Solanaceae.
GUCGUACCAGUGUCUCAACUAGUUGGUGAGUGGUCACAAUCACAAGGUCCAAAAUUUACUCCUACUGUUGUGAUAGAAAACGACUAAUAACAGGUGGAAUCUCGUAAUCUCUAUUCCCGUCACUCUGCAUCUUUAUCCAUGGCUUCCUCAUCAUACAGGAAAUAUGAAACCCGAAAGCGAAAUCCAGACCCGAAAUCUGCGGUUCUUUUAGUGAUAGACAUACAGAACCACUUCUACUCCAUGGCCAAGCCUAUUCUCCCCGCUAUCAACACCACCAUCGACCUCUGCCGACAGGCUUCCGUGCCUGUGAUAUUCACGCGCCACCGUCACAAGUCACCGGAUGACUACGGCAUGCUCUACGAGUGGUGGAACGGAGACGUCAUCAGAGAUGGCACCAUUGAAGCUGAACUCAUACCGGAGUUGAACCGGAGAGAUGCUGACUUGGUGGUAGAAAAGCACACUUAUAGUGCCUUCAGAGAUACAAGCCUAGAGGAGAAACUGUUGGAGAUGGGGAUAACGGAGGUAAUAGUGAGUGGAGUAAUGACCAACUUGUGUUGUGAGACUACAGCCAGAGAGGCCUUUGUGAGAGGGUUCAGAGUCUUCUUUUCCACAGAUGCUACUGCUACUUCCUCAGCAGAAUUGCAUGAUGCUACACUGAAGAACUUAGCUUAUGGUUUCACUUAUUUGGUUGACUGCAAAAGGAUUCAAGAUGCGUUUUCAAAUUCCUGAGCACUCAGGUAUCAUAUAACUAUGACAAAAUAUUGUGAAUUAGGUGAUAUUGUAACUAAAAGAUACUAGCGGGUGAGGACCGUGGAGAAGCACUAGCGAGUAAAGAUUUUGGAAUAAGUAGAUGUAAGAAUAAAUGCAUGACAAGUUUAUUCCCCCAGAUGAAAGUGAAGUUAGAUUCCGCAAUUGUGGUGUAUAAAUCUAAACAAUUAAAAUAUUUACAUUCAGUGUUUUAAUUAAGGAGAAUGCAUAGUAGAUUAA